Messenger RNA from Leucoraja erinaceus (little skate), 1151 nucleotides. Its product is annotated as N-acetyllactosaminide beta-1,3-N-acetylglucosaminyltransferase 4-like. The transcript has a single exon. Gene Ontology annotation, molecular function: hexosyltransferase activity. Gene Ontology annotation, cellular component: membrane. NCBI's taxonomy places the organism in Eukaryota, Metazoa, Chordata, Chondrichthyes, Rajiformes, Rajidae. The coding region runs from base 69 to 1151 and encodes 360 amino acids. The record is from RefSeq and is a predicted model, not a curated record.
UGACGUCCUAUCUCAGAAUCAUAGUGCUGUACAUCACGGAAACAGGCCCUUCGACUCAACCUUUCAGAAUGAUUUUAAGGAAAAAAAGAAAAACACUAUACUUUGCUCUGAUGGCAUCAUUUAUUUUUCUGGUUUUCAAAUGGCAAAGUGGAAUAUCAGCAAAUGACAAAGAUAGUGAAUGGAAACGCACUGCUACAAUUCCUAAAGUUAGUAAUGAUGUGACUGAGACUACCCAAUGUUUACCAAAUAAAGCAUACAUCAACCAGACUGCAAAACUACCCAAGGUAUACCAGAACUUCUUGGAAUAUAAACACUGCAGGACUUUCCAAACUCUGGUGAAACCAAAGGUAUGCACUGAUGAAUUGUUCCUACUGUUAGCUAUUAAAUCUGAAGCUGCCAACAUUGACAGGCGAGUCACAAUUCGAAACACCUGGGGAAAAGCAGGAGUUAUACAUGGAGUUGAGAUCAAACUAGUGUUUCUUUUGGGCGAUUCCAAGAGGUUCCGGGGUCAGCCACUGCACCAAUUGUUGGCGUAUGAGAUCAAGGAGUUUGGUGAUAUCCUGCAAUGGGACUUUCAGGACAGCUUUUUCAACCUGACACUGAAGGAGAUUCACUUACACCGAUGGUUUGCUACAAACUGUCACUCGGCAAAGUUUGUUUUAAAGGGAGACGAUGACGUCUUUGUGAACACAUUGAACGUGUUGGAAUAUCUCCGAGGUUUUGAUCCAAACAAGGACCUUUUUGUAGGGCACAUUAUUUACAAUGCCAGACCAAAAAGGAAUAAUAAAAUUAAGUAUUUUAUCCCUGAAAUCAUGUAUAAACAGAAAACAUAUCCCGCCUACGCUGGAGGUGGGGGCUAUAUAAUGUCCAGGAAAACUGUAUUACGUCUGCAUAAGGCAGCAGGCAAUAUUGACCUUUUCCCAAUUGAUGACGUGUUUGUUGGGAUGUGUUUGUUACAAUUGAGAAUAACUCCCAUCUCACAUAUGGGCUUUAAGACACUUGGUGUUCCUAAAGGAUUUGAAUUCCAUCCAUGUUUAUAUAAAGACCUCAUCGUGGUGCACAAACUGAAUCCAGCUGAAAUGUGGAUUAUGUGGAGUUUAGUGACGGACACAAAGUAUAAAUGUGCGAGGAUACAGGGAGAAGGGCACUAG